This is a messenger RNA of Bombus pascuorum, 2865 nucleotides long. RefSeq lists its product as uncharacterized. The record is from RefSeq and is a predicted model, not a curated record. The coding region runs from base 1 to 1779 and encodes 592 amino acids. NCBI's taxonomy places the organism in Eukaryota, Metazoa, Arthropoda, Insecta, Hymenoptera, Apidae. The transcript has a single exon.
AUGUCUCAACCUACGUUGAACUUGAGCUUCAGCGGAAUCAAUUUUGUCGGGAUGAAUCGUAGUUCUAGAUUAUCUUACACAAGUCUUAAAGCAGCUUCCGGGGAUAAUAGUAUUAAUGAAGAAGAGAGAUUAUCAGCACGAAGCGCGCCAUUCGGCGGAGGAAGCUCGAGAGGAAGCUUAACGAUGGAUCAAGGUACCUCGAGAUUGUCUCAACCGGACGUAACAAGGUUUAUCUUACGUCAGGAUGUACCAGGGAAACGAGAUCGCCUUUCUCAAUCCACUUUAGUUAUUGGUGAUUACCACCCUGGUCGUGGUCAACAGAGAUUAUCUCAACCUUGCCUAAGUACAGGGAAAGAUCUCAACUUACCCACGAUGGUUUUCCAUUCUCCCUCUCCACCGCCUACCAAGCAUAAAAGAUUUUCUCCUGCCAUACACGCUAGCCAGAGGGAUCGUCUGUCGCAGUUGGAUAUUGGUGCUAAAUAUAGGAACUUCAAGGAAUCGGCUGUGACGAAAUUUAAUCGAGAUAGAUUCUCAAUACCGGAACUAGAGACGCAAAACGAUCUUAGGUUAAUAGCAGGCACGCCAAAGCAAAGAUUUAGCUUGGACAGUCAACUGACACGUAAUCAAGAUGUGACUCGGUCCAGACUAUUACCGAUAGCUAGUUCACCUAUCAGUGAACACCAGCAACCUAAAAUCGACGAACAAGUAGGAAUUCCUGGAGGUAAACUUAAAAGCCCCGCUAGAGAAGGCCUUGGAAGUGUACUCGUGGCAAGCACAACUCCGAUCCUACCACCAAGCGAAAGACAAUUAUUAUCAGCCGAAUUAAAUAAAAUAACUUCGACACCACCAGCUACAACACAACAGAAGAGUCAGACAACGCUUAGGACAAGCAAACUUCACAGAUCAGUCUCACCGAUUCCUAACAGGGAAAGGAUGUCGGUGCCCGAAAUAAGGAAUUCGAGUUUGCGUCGAUUGCUUGAUCCACCAACAAGGCAAAGACAUAGUAUUACAGGCAGUCUGAGGCAGAGUAUAAUUUCUCCGAUCAAACCUCUCGACUUUGGCAGAAAGUCACCGAAACAUUUAUUCGAGGAGGCUCUGGAAAGAUUUCGGAAGGAUGAGAAAGAAGAAAAUCGGAAGAACGAAAUUUCAAAUUCGGAAGCUCUUAUCGAUAUUGUUGAUGAACCUAAACAUAUUCAGAAACAUUACUCGUACACGUACGAAACAGAUGACAAUUCCUCGAUACUUGGAAAGAUAAGCAUGUCCGCGAUACCGAAGAAGAAGUAUUUAGAAAGUAAUUUUGAUGAAAACGAACAGGUAAUCACUACGGUGAUAGAAACAGACGUACCAAUGAUUAUAGCCAACCCAAAGUACGUGAAGAAAUCGUCUUACUCGAGCGAGACCCCGAAGUGGAUUAAAAAGUAUUUAGAAAGCGAAAGUCCAAAAGUAGGAAGAAAGACGACGAGCAACAAAGAAAAAUCUAAUAGAAGAAAUAGUCGAAGGAAAAGCUCUUUGGAAUCGGUGGAAGGCGAGAAAAUUACAGAUAAAGUUCGUUCGAAGUCGGUGAGUAGCGGUGAAAGGAGUCCAAUGCUGAAGAACACCGGCAUACAGUCCGAAUUGAAGAACAUGAAGAACACGUACGUGAGAAUUCUCCCCUCGAAUAAAAUUCAAGAGAACAGGUAUGAGGUAAAGGUAGAUAACAACUGGAUCGAUGGAAAUAUUCAGGGACUGUAUGGCGAUGAAUGCGACGAUACGGAUUCCGAUGAUUCCACGUCCAUUUAAAUUGAACUAACGAUACUAAUCAUAACGAUAGAAUAAAUAAAACAAGAAAAUUUUAUCCAACUAAUCUAUGACAUUUAUAAAUUGAUGCAGUGAGAGAUUAACAAAAAUUUCGUAUUCUGUACUUAAACCAUUCAAACGGUAUCAAUUUUAUGAAAAUUAAUAUUUUCAGUAGUUACCAAUCAAAGACCAUUUUAAUAGGUAACAGUUUGAUUAGCCUAAAGCACACUUUGAGAACGAAAUAACGAAAACUGACAUGCCGAUCUCAAAUAUUUUCUCAUAUUGUUAUUUACACCAUGAACUAAUAAUUGUGACCGAUAGAAGUCAACUAGAAAAAAAUUUAUAUUUAUGAAGACAACUUUUGGAUCUCUAUGUAUUAUUUUCAUUUGAAUCAGAGUGUUGUUUCUAUCCGAAUAAAAUUAAGAUAACUUGUAAAUACUUGAAUUAUAUUCAGUCAUGCUUACUACAAAAUGCAUAGCUAACAAAUUUUAGAGGAAUUCCAAACACCGGUUUCUAUUUUAUUUUCGUUAUUCAUAAUUCGUGUCUAAAAUAUAAAAGUUUUUAACGCUUACUGCUGUGAAUGAAAAGUCAAUGAAGAUAUAUUCUAGCUACUGUUAGCACGUCAAAUACAUAAACAGUAUAAAAUGUACAUUUUCUCGUCAAUAUACCACCGAUAUUAAAUUCCCACGAUUUUACAGUAUGAGUGUUGGAAAAUUUAUAUUUUCUUUUUUUUCUAUACUAGUCAGCAAUGAGAUUCACGUGUGAAUGCCAUCUCAAAUUCCUAUUAAAUUUCAACCUUAUAAAAAUAAUCCAAAUGGCUCGUUCUUCGCAUGAACGUUACAUUAUAUAUUGAUAUGUACUGCAAUGUUAUGAUAUUAUAACGGUAAAACGUAAUCGAUGUAAUGUUAUAAUAUCGUAAACUCGGAAUGAAUGUAAUAUUGCGGUCAUGAAUGUGAAAGUUAGUUACUGUUUAUCGUAAACAUAAAAUGUUAGUUCUUUAUGUAUGUCAUUUAGUAUAUAAUUAAAAAUGUUAUACCAAAGAUGUAACCAAAGUGAAAAGUAUAUAAAAUGUAUUUAAUUUUUAACAAA